This is a messenger RNA of Theileria equi strain WA, 1206 nucleotides long. RefSeq lists its product as hypothetical. The transcript is spliced from 3 exons. The record is from RefSeq and is a predicted model, not a curated record. Bases 1 to 1206 code for a protein of 401 amino acids. Lineage: Eukaryota; Apicomplexa; Aconoidasida; Piroplasmida; Theileriidae.
AUGAGGUUAUAUGCAGGUUCUUUCAAGAAUAAGUUUCGAUCUAAUAGGAAACCUAAACCUGCACCUCCACAAGUUAAGCCACAAACCACAAUUACCGAAGAAGACAAAAAGCUGAUUGAACAAAAAUAUAAAGAGAAUAUUGCAAUUACGGAUACGGCAUCAUAUUUGGAAAAGAUUAACAUGGAAAUCCUCAACGAUGAAUUUGAGCCAUUUCUUUGUCUUUUUGACUCUGAAGAAAUUAAAAAGGAAGACUUAGUAGGAUUUGAUCCACCAUAUGGACUGGUUCCUCGUGAUAAAUACGAGCUAUGGAAGCUCUGCGGGCAUGUUUGUGAUCCUCAGCAUCCCAUGAGUUCGCAAUCUCUCACAACGCGCAUAUUUACACAAAGACUUUUCGGAGAUAAAGAUAAAGUGACUCGUGAUGAAUUUAAUCAUACAAUCGAGUAUAAGAUGAGAUUUUAUACUCCUGGUUAUGGCGACAUCUUCUACAUGGACAAAAUUCGUUGCUGGAGAGGAUGGCUUCUUGUUAGAGACUGUCAAGAGGGACCAGAAGACAUUCCAAACUAUACUUCUAUAUAUCCGGUUGCAAGACAACCAAAUGAAGUGACACUGAGUAAAGUAAUACGUUCUCUCAACUCAGAAGUGAACAGACAAGGUGUCCAUCCGGCGCUUUUGGAUAUGUUUUGGAACUUUUUCACAUCUGACAAGGAAAUUCUAACAAGACAUACGGUAACCUACAAACUUAACUGGGUUAUUGACCGCCUAAAAAAUCUGUUAGACAUGGAGGGAAUCCACCCAGAUGCGUUUUACAAAAUCUUUUUCGAGCCCGCUAAGAAAGCUCUAUUGAAUUUCGACAAGGAAGCCUUUGCACGGGAACAGGAAAGGAGGCUUGAUUUUAUUAAGUUACAUGACAAACUCAUAUCUGAAAAUGCUGCACUGAGGAAGAGGAACAGGAUACUAAAGGCGGUCUACAACAGUGAAAUGCGAAAUCUGUACAAGAUUCCAAUUCCAAAAUGCUACGUCAGAUACGAAAGAAGACGCCUAGCAGGCUACUACAAUCUUCUUGCAGAAAUGCAUGCAAGACAACAGAGGAGAAGAGAGUUACCAAAGGAACUUAGGAAGAUAAACGUCGGAUCCCAGACCAAGAAGGAGAAGAAACCUAGAGAAAAGAAGGCGUCCAGAAGAAACAAGCGAUUGGGAAGGGGAUGA